AUGAAUGUGACAAACAAGAGAGACAAAAUGAUGCGACCACGGGAUCCAAAGAUGAAAACUACACCACGACAGUUCCCGGGUGCAUUUGCACCUUUGCCACGCUCCACCUGGAUAAGUUCACUCGUCCCCUAUGACGACUUUGACCGUGUUUGCCAUAUCAUAUGGAAGAGGACAAAGGAGGCUGAGGAGGGCCGGAGCAGAGGCCAGAGUUCACCUGAGAGUCUGCUGAAGAAAGACUGCAAGGUUAAGGAAAACAAACCAGGGCACAGGUAAGACUGAGCAGGAUGCACGGGGGUCCAGUGACCACUGGAGCUUCCCUACAACAAAAACCCUGAAUGGGAUAAGUGGCCUAUGUUAUUUGAAAUCAAUUAAUACGUUUGUUGGUAGUUAAAAGGGACUCUUAAAGAUUAUCCCCUUGAAUGAGUAGGGUUUUAUAAGUACUACUCAGAUCAGAUCUAACAUUGGGCCUUUGUGUAAAAAUACAAAUUGACCAAGUAACUGCAUCAUUUUUUUCUUUGGUGUGAUAUUAAGUGAUUCCCUCCCAAAGAAUGUGUUAAGCUCUAUCAUAGCUCUGAUAUGAGACAAUAAUAAUAAAAAAUGAAGAAGCUGAAUAAUGUGACCCUAGGGUGACGAAAAAGUUGACUUUUUUAUUCAUCUAAAAGAAGAAUCUAAUAAUUGCAGGUGGUUUUUUAAAGUGUUUGGAUAUCAAAUGAUUAAAUAUUUUCUUCUUAGACGAGGUAUUAAAAGAAAGAGAGAAGUUUGGAGUGACACUGCAACCUUUAAAAAAAUCAUUUUGGCUGUUGUUUGUGCUUAGUAUUGUGCAGUUAUACAAAUGUUGGAGGACUUGAUGAGGCACUAAAAAUAAAACCUCUCCCCUUUUUUAAAGUUAUUAUUGGGGCAUUUUUGUGUUUAUUAGAUCGGACAAUUUAAAUAGGCAGGAAAAGCAGGAAGUAGAAAGUGGUGAACCACAUGCAUUACAGAAUCAUGGCUGGGAGUUGAACCAGCAACCACUGUGAUGAGGACUAAAAGCCUGUGUAUAUGAGCUUCUAAACCAACUUGUACCCCAUAAAAACUUUGUCUUGAGUUGUAAACAGAAAUGCAUAACUAAACAAACCUUUGGAAGCAAACCCAUGUUGGCUCUGAUACUGGCAUUUCUCAUCAAAAAUAAAGAUUUCAAAAAUGUGUUUUUCUGGUUGAAAAUGCCCCAACUUAGAUUGUUGCUUUAAAACAGCCUUGAGCCUGCAGAGUUCUUGGCAAAACUGUGCCUUGCAUGUGGGAUUCAUAAAAACAGCGAUUGCUUGCCACUCUAAUCAAUGUCUUUUAGCAAUUUAAAAUGCCCUUUUCAUUCAUGAAUGGUUGUGGCAGGUGGCUGCUUAACAAUAUCUGUGCUUCUGCUCUUACUCAAGGUUUUAGCCUGUUUAAAGGAAGUUUAUCUACCUUUUCAUUUAAGCCUCAAAGUAGUGGCUGUAUAUUGUAGGGGGAAAAAAACAAGCUGGAUUUAAAUGGUGAAUUGGUGACGUACGAAAUUGUUGCAUGGAUUUUGGAGGGCAGAGGUCAGUCUUUGGUGUUGACCUGUAGCUGCUUUACAAAGUGUUUCUCAUUAGGCAUUCCCACUGUGUCAUCUUCACUACUUAUCUGUCUAAUAUGGAUAUGCCUAUGGGAACAUUUUCAGAUGCAUUGACGGAGUGAUAGUUAAUAAGUCGAGGCCUAUCUGUAACCUGGAUCUUAACAUUUCAUUGUAGAUCAGAUAGACUACUGUGCGGUCACAGACCCACUGUAUAAUGUUAAUGUACACCAUCUGUUCACCGGCCGCCCGGAGCUUCUGUGACGUCCCUGUUAUCAUAACUGUCCCUGGUCUCACUGGACCGUCUGUUCUGCAUCGCGGCCCGACAGGCGACAGGCUGGUGACUAAAGAGUAGCCUCAUUAAAAAGUCAUGGUUUGAAGAAGGUGCCACGCCACACCACAAAUACAGAACGGCACCACAGGCCCUGUGAUAGCUGCUUUUUGAAGCUUUAUCGUAGAUUCAACUUAAAGUCUGAUUAAAAUGGACUAUAAAAAUAAAAAAAUAAAAUGUAUCUACUGAUUAACUUAAUGGCUUUUAUCGUAAAGGGGUUAAAUGGUCAAGUUAGGAUGUUAUGUUCCACCCAAUAAAUUUGAAUUCCCAAAAGCUAUACUAUGCCAUCUUUUAAUGAUAUAUAAAGGCAGACUAAUCCCACUGUGCCUCAGAUAAACCUGUUCCGGGCUUGUUCCUGAUGUGAGUGACCUUUUCCUUAAACUAAAAGAUGAAAAUAGGAAUCAGCUUCCAAAAGAAAUGUCACCUGCUUCGAAAUUUUCCCCCUAAAAAGCUGACUUUAUUCUGAGACAUGAAAAACAGUCUGACUCGGCUUUCAGGCUUUCACUUUCCUCACAGAAAAUUGUUGCUUACAAGACAGCAGGAACAAGCUAACCUUGUAAUCGCAUUUUGGUUUGAUGAACUGUCACGUUUAAAAGAUGUGUUAACCAGGCUACACUCCUACAUAUGUCUGUGUCUUUCUCCCGUUCCCCGUCUAGGAGUGAGGAGCAGCAGAAAAAGACCGAUGAUUUGGGUCCGUACACACAGUAUGAGGAGGACAAGCAGCAGAACACCACUGGUUUCAUCCUUCCUUGCCCUUAUCUCUCAGGCCACAGACAUGUUGCAAAGCCUUCAAGGAUGCCAGGCCUUGAGAUGGAGGGACAGAUGAAACAAUUCAAGGGGGAGGAAAGAGGACAAAGAAAUUUGGUGAGGAACAUAACCUUAAAGUCGAGUUGUCUCUUGAGUCAAUUUACUGUGUUCUUAUUGACCCAGUCUUUAAAAAAACAAGAAAAACAGGAGUUAUAUGAAGAUUUUGUCAUCCUUUCUAUUUUCUCAGGAGAAUUUAGGAGACAAACCCCCCCCUCUGAAGACUUUGGUCCCCCAAUUCAGCAACAGAACACCCAAAAAGAGCUCCACACCUGAAUGUGAACCUCCAGCGAAAAAUCUGGCCCCCUCUGCCCCUGAGCACAACAGCCCAAACCUGCAGAAGAAGAAACGUCCUCCACUUCUAUUAAAGCCAGCAAGACAUACUUGUGAAAGCGAGGAUGAGCUGAGUGUAAGAAGCAGCUCUGACAGCAACUCAAGUGAUGAUGACGAUUCAGUAACUCUACCUGGGGCGCGAACUUGCGCCUCUGAUAGCAGUGGCGAUGACUCAGCGCGUGACAACAAUGACUGCGAGGAAGAACACUCAUCUGAUGAAUUAUGCUUUGACAGUGGGCAGGAUUCCCCGUCUUCUAGCACAGAGCAGCGUUUUCCUCCUCUUCCCACCACCAAAGUCGGUGUUCAACCAUGUCCCACGAAGCCUCGAGCCUCUGGGAAGAUGCGCGGCCUGUGGGAGAUUCCCCUUUCAUUUGCCCCCACUGCCACCCUGGCGAACAGCAUGACCACCCAUGCGCAGGCUCGUGUCCAAAGCAGAGCGGAAGCACUUGAGGCAAACUUGAAAACUAAACUACCACCAGCAGCCCCAGCGCAACAGGAGGCCUACGACCUACUGGCUGACUUCCCAGCUCUGGGGCCUCCAAUGAAGCCUUUGGUGAUGGGUGGAUCUCAUGAUGGGUAUCCCAAGGCCAAAGACGCAAAGGAGAAGAGAGGGAUUACUAACAUACCAAAUCACCGCCAAGAGAGCGGGGCUUCCCAUCAGAGGAGGAGGGAAAAUAUACCCCACAAGGUAUCUCCCAUCUGUGCAGGAGUUCUGAAAUCUGUGCCGGACCUUCAAGCGUUUGGCUCGACCCGCCAAUGCAGCUCUUCCAACAUCGGCUGUGAAGAGAAGACAGCCAAGAACCCGGCAACUCAAAAAGGUAAUAAUCCUGAUAUGUCUGCGCAGCUUUGGCUCUACUAUCUGUUUGUCUGAACAAUCUGGCGAUCAUUACUAUGAUUUUAUGCCAUUCUGAAUACCCCUGAAGCUACCAAUGCACGAACCCAUACAAGUAUCCCCGUCUGAGAGUAUAUUAUUGAUAUAAAUGACACCGUCAGACGAGAUUAAUUAAAGGCAGGGGAGAGACAGAAGCACCUGAGAGCAAAUUUUGCAAAAAUCAGGCUCACACAGUUUCCCUCCUUUUCUUCCAGCCAUUUACGUUCUUUACGUGAAUCACAUUUUUGUUUCCGACACAAAGCAAAUACUUUGGCUUUAGACUUUGAGACUUUCACGACUCCAGAGUCUGUUGAUCGAAAACCAGCCAAAUCUGAACAUCUUUAUCAAUCGGAGGCCAGUGCUCUGUGUCACACAUAAUCCCUGACAAGUCCACCCACAGACUUACGCACGUGCCAACAUUGUGUCUCUCUGCGUAGGUUUUGAAGGCAGCGUGACUUUGAAUGGUGAUGCAGACAAGUACCUUGUCAGUUGGAUGACUCAGUGGGAAAGGUUUUCAUAAUGAGGAGAUAACUGUGCAGAAGCAAACUGAUUUACACCCGCAUUCUGGCCUGCUGGCACAGAACAGAAACAGUAGAAGGAGAUAGAAAAUAAGUCAACAACUAAACCGCACUGUGUUCAUUUAAAGGUCUAAUACGGCUUUAGUUUUUAUAGAGUUGCCGGGCCAUCAUUCCUCUACUUCUCUUGGUCGAUAUGAAUAAAUAAUGCAGGUCAUUUGAGCACAUUUUAAUAAAAAUGUAAUUGAAUAUAAAAAAGAAAAGGUUUCUUUUGUAUUUGUUGCUCAUUUUGGAUUCAACAGCAGGUGCACUUUCGUUAAAGGCAGCCCUGCUUUGCUCAAUAUGUGUGCAUUUAUGAUCCAUAGCGAUGGCAGUCCUCCAGCAGUUUGCAGUCAGUGCUGAUAUGAUAGAAUUUACUCAUAUCAACCCUGUUGAUUCAAUAGCUCUUUGUUGAUUCCCUCAGGCAGGGACUGCAGAUAAUUCCCUCAGCUAAAAAAAAAAAAAAAGACAUAGUGCUAUUAAGCUUUACCCUCUGCUUCCCACUUAACAUGACACAGGCCAGGAUAGACGGCGUGCAUGUGGAAUGGGUUUAGCGCUAAUCCAUGCCCUCUUGCUGUGCAUAUUGCAGUUGCAGGUACAGAUGGCGUGGGUGGUAAUGCCAGGUCCUGGGUUAGCGCUGCCAAGGCGGGCACGAAGCAAGCAGCUGCCCCUCAGGAGAAAGCCAGACCUUGUACCUUUCAGCAGAGAGUUACCAUUAACAGAGCCAAAGGUAAGUUAAAACCUUGGCAUCUUUAUCCACUGUGUGUGUACAUGUGUGUGUGUGUAGAGGGGGGGUGGUUUGGUGUUAUGUUUCACGGUGGGCCACAUGAAGAAUUCAUCACUAUCAUCACCAGUUAAGCGCAUUUAUUUUGCAACACUGCGCUGACGCUUACAGAGUGUCCUAUUACCCUUUAUGCACGGCACUUUAAACAAUUCUGUAUGCAGCGUUUUCAGAGAUAAUAUGUCACUGUCACAUUAAUUAUGUUAUUUGGUUUAUUUAAAAGAUGCAAAUGAGGCUGCAGUUGAGAUUUUUUUUUGUCUCUAUCACACGCUAAUGUGAUCUGUGUCUUUGAUCAAGCCUCACAGCCACACAACAACGAUACAAGUUGUGCCGCUAUGGCACAUUUGAGAUUGGUCUGUAAUUGAUAGGAAUAAUCAACUUAUUUAACAGCACAGAUUAGCGUUUUAGUGUGUUUAGGAGCAAAGAUCAAACAGGACUGUACAGAAAAUAUGCAGUGUAGUGUGCUCUGCAGCUCCUAAACAUCAUGAGUGAACAACCGAAACAAGACGGACUCCAGCACACAGAGACGAAAGCAGUCCUUUGAACUCUUGAGGAGGCGGUAUCAUUAGAAUAGAAAAUUAUAAGAGAAAAAGUUACAGCUCAAAGAAAGAGAACAAGAAACUUCACACUUACAUAAACUCCCCAGGGGCGUCUGCUCUUAAUGAAUAUAUGCAUGCCCAAGACAAGUAAAACAUGGCGAAAGCUGACAUAGAAAGUAUCUAUAAAUUAGAUGACGACUUUAUCUGUGAGUGCCAGAGCUUGUCUUUUUCUACUGGACCACCAAAUAACAUUUUAAAUCAAUCAUUUCCCUUAGGUCCUCAAACAAGAUCAAAAAUAACAAAUCAAAAAUGGCUGUAUCAAACAUUUUCUUUAGUUUUUACUUAUUUAUUUAUUUAUUUACUUUUGUUUGUGACUGGAAAACUUUCCUCGCUCUCAUCAAAUUUAUCUUGACAUCACAGAUCGAGUAAAUUAGUUUAAAUAUUUAUCCCUGCAUCCAGUCUGUCAAAUUAAGUUUCAGAUUUACAGUAUCAGUUUGAAAAUCAAAGAAAGUUGUAACCUAAAUUCAAUAAUCCAGUCAGCUGCCUGUCUGGAGAAGCCGCUGCUCUGAUCCUGUAUGUCUCAAGUAAUCGUUAGAAUUGAUGAUGGACAGUGCACUGUGUCAUGGAUGGUAAUUGUUUUUUCUGUUUUAAUUUUAAAUUAGGGUGUGUGUUUUUUUCCGUGCUCUGCAGUAAAAGACAAGCCAACAAAGUGUUUUAUGAGUAGGACAAAACAGAUUAGGAUACAAUUCAAUAUGGUGCAUUUGAAAAGUUUACUGACUGUUCUUGUUUAAUGAAGGAAAUGGUUUAAAGUUAGAGUGAAACUGGAGAACUGUUGAUCUUAGGAGGCAAAAUAUCACAAAGUAUACAUCACUUCACAUCAGUGAAUUAACAACUACAUGCCUUUAAGAUUAUUAUUGAUAAUAUACGCAUCAUUUGUGUCACUCAACAAGAACUCUCCCUAAUCGUGUCUUUUUGUAGACUCCAACUUACAAAGUGUUACUCAACCAGUGCAGAGACACUUUGAAAGCCCAUACUGUGUUGUGGUUCACUGUUGCUUAAUAUCUGUUUUCUUCAAUUUAUUUGAAGUCCCAUCCACUCAGUUUUUCUCAUCUCGCCUUUUCUAAUCUGCUGCUCUCUCUGUUGAUUGGUUUGAGGUGAAGUGUGUGCAAGUUGUCCCUGGCAUUGCUCUUACUUACCAGAACCAAUUAACAUUGUUAUGGAGUUUCGCCCAAUCUGAAUCAAGUAUUUAACAGCUGGUGAUUACAUAGAAAGAUGGGCAUUAGCUAUUAAAAAAACUGACUGCUCACAUCCAGGUUUAAGAUAGACAGGAGGUUUCCAGAGCUAUCCUCUUUCCUCCCAGUGAUUACUCUACUCUCUUCUUUUUACAGCAAAGAACACAACUUCCCAGAACUUUGCCAACAAUACAGCUUUGUCCCAUCAUGCAGUGCGUCCAGGAAUGAACGCUGUGUUUCAUGGUCCUCGAUACAGCAACCCAAACCAGUUUGUGAAACCUGCUAACAAGUAA
Xyrichtys novacula (pearly razorfish) is the source of this 7302-nucleotide messenger RNA. The record is from the annotation of a GenBank genome assembly. NCBI's taxonomy places the organism in Eukaryota, Metazoa, Chordata, Actinopteri, Labriformes, Labridae.